UCUGCAUUAACCAUUGCUCAAAUAUGGUGAAGAAGGGGUAAUGGUAGUGAACUAGUUGGUUUUCCGGGGUCUACUCUCCAUUGCAUUUUCUGAUCUUGUGGUGAAAUGGAGAGCUUAAAAGCACCUUUCAAGGGAGUUAUUAACGAUAUUCGAGGAAGAGCAGAGUGUUAUAAAGAAGAUUGGACUUGUGCUUUCCGUUCAGGAAUCGGGAUAUUGGCCCCAACUACUUAUAUUUUCUUUGCUUCUGCUCUACCUGUUAUUGCCUUCGGGGAGCAGCUGAAUAGAGACACAGAUGGAAGGUUGAGCACUGUAGAAACACUUUCUUCUACGGCCAUUUGUGGAAUCAUACACUCAAUUUUUGGUGGCCAGCCACUCCUUAUUGUAGGAGUUGCAGAACCCACUAUCAUUAUGUAUACUUAUUUGUACAACUUUGCUAAAGAUAGGGCUGGUUUGGGAGGUGAACUCUUUUUGGCUUGGGCAGGAUGGGUUUGUGUCUGGACUGCUCUCUUGUUGUUUCUUCUAGCAAUAUUCAAUGCUGGCGGUAUUAUCAACAGAUUUACAAGGAUUGCUGGUGAGCUUUUUGGCAUGUUAAUUGCAGUCUUGUUCAUUCAGGAGGCCAUCAAGGGAAUGGUGAAUGAGUUUACUGUUCCUAAAAAUGAAGACCCGACAACAAACCAGUACCAAUUUCAUUGGCGCUAUGCAAAUGGGUUGUUGGGUAUUAUAUUCACAUUUGGCCUUCUCUAUACUGCAUUGAAAAGCAGAAGAGCCAGGUCCUGGUUAUAUGGGACAGGGUGGUUGAGAAGUUUUAUAGCAGAUUAUGGGGUUCCUUUCAUGGUGGUAGUGUGGACAGCUCUGUCAUUCACAGUGCCAAGUAAAGUACCUUCCGGAAUUCCAAGAAGACUAGUUGCCCCUCUGGCUUGGGAAUCUGCAUCAUUACAUCAUUGGACAGUUAUCCAUGAUAUGGGGAAGGUUUCUCCAGCAUAUAUAUUUGCUGCUUUUAUUCCUGCCUUGAUGGUAGCAGGGCUUUACUUCUUUGACCAUAGUGUUGCUUCCCAGAUGGCACAACAGAAGGAAUUCAAUCUCAAGAAACCUUCAGCAUAUCAUUCUGAUGUGUUGUUGCUAGGAUUCAUGACUUUGCUUUGUGGAUUAAUUGGGUUACCCCCAUCAAAUGGUGUUCUGCCUCAAUCCCCCAUGCACACCAAAAGCCUUGCAGUUCUCAAGAAUCUGAUGAUCCGAAGAAAGAUGGUUAAAAGUGCCAAGGAAAGCAUUAGUAAGAAAGCUAGCAACUCUGAAAUCUAUGGGAAGAUGGAAGCAGUGUUUGUAGAAAUGGAUAGCAGCCCAGUUACUUGUGUUGAAAAAGAACUAGAGAACUUGAAAGAGGUUGUCCUAAAAGGUGAAGAUAAAGGAGACAACAAGAAGGAUACCUUUGACCCUGAAAAACAUAUUGAUGCAUAUCUGCCUGUUAGAGUAAACGAGCAAAGAGUUAGCAAUCUCUUACAAUCACUCUUUGUAGGAGCAUCAGUCUUUGCUAUGCCUAUCAUAAAAAAGAUUCCCACUUCGGUUAUGUGGGGAUACUUUGCCUACAUGGCCAUGGAUAGUCUUCCUGGAAACCAAUUCUGGGAAAGGAUACUACUUCUCUUUGUAACACCUAGUAGGUGGUACAAGAUGUUGGAGGGGGAUCAUGCUUCUUUUGUGGAGUCAGUACCAAUCAGAUACAUAGUUUUCUUCACACUCUUCCAAUUUGUAUAUUUCCUGGUUUGUUUUGGAGUGACAUGGAUUCCAAUAGCUGGAAUCAUGUUCCCUUUGCUUUUCUUUGUAUUGAUCCUGGUGAGGCAGUAUAUCCUAUCCAAGCUGUUCAGUCCUCACCAUCUAAGUGAACUAGAUGGAGCUGAAUAUGAGGAAAUUGCUGGGGCUCCAAGACUUUCUUUUGAUCUCUCUGUGGAAUCACCAAGGGAAAUGGGAGAUGCUGAAAUAUUGGAUGAGUUAACUACUAGUAGAGGGGAGUUGAAGGUCAGAACUACUAGCUUCAGUGAAGAAAGACGUGGCCAGGUCUUUCCUGAUGAAAUAGUGAGUGAAAACUGA
Molecule: messenger RNA, 2082 nt
Organism: Gastrolobium bilobum
Lineage: Eukaryota; Viridiplantae; Streptophyta; Magnoliopsida; Fabales; Fabaceae
Product: boron transporter 4-like
Exons: 13
Coding region: 106-2082 (658 amino acids)
Biological process (GO): monoatomic anion transport; monoatomic ion homeostasis; transmembrane transport
Cellular component (GO): plasma membrane
Molecular function (GO): solute:inorganic anion antiporter activity
Source: RefSeq, a predicted model, not a curated record